Parastagonospora nodorum SN15 is the source of this 981-nucleotide messenger RNA. RefSeq lists its product as hypothetical. The transcript is spliced from 3 exons. Bases 1 to 981 code for a protein of 326 amino acids. The record is from RefSeq and is a predicted model, not a curated record. NCBI's taxonomy places the organism in Eukaryota, Fungi, Ascomycota, Dothideomycetes, Pleosporales, Phaeosphaeriaceae.
AUGGGCAGCCUGAAGACUUGUCUACAGGAUCUCAGUCCAUCUAUCGCGAAAAUUCUGGAGAUUGCAGGAGCUGCGGGCGCCUCUAUUGGAAUUGUUCAUCAAAACGAAACUGUACACCUUCCCAAUUUCGGGCACAGAGAUAUCACAACCAGGCUCGCCCCAGAUGAGAAUACUCAACAUCACGUAGCUUCGCUUAGCAAGAGCUUUACAGCUGCUGUAUUGGGUAUCCUUGUCCAUGAUCAGAAGCUGGGCUUCGACCAGCCGGUCUUUUCCAUCCUCAAAACCUUCACGAAUCCCGACCCUGCCGUUCAUGAUAGAGCCACUUACAACUACAACAAUGGGGGUUACAAUGUUGCGACCAGUUUGAUAGAAGAGGUAUCUGGGCAGAGCUGGGGCUCGUUUGUUACCGACAGUAUACUCAAGCCACUUGAGCUCGAUCGUACGUUCGUUGGGGUGGCUGUACCCGAGGAGAACUACGCCCAUAGGUAUAUGCCAGCGCCCGAUGAAACUCUGACCGACGUCGGAAGACCGACGAUAGCCAAUGGUACUGUAAAACAAGGCGCCGACGUACUUGGGAAAGGCACGACAAAGAAGAAACUGUGGUACCACAACGGAAGCUUGGUAGGAUUUUUCAGCUCGGUUCACGUCGUACCUGAUACAGACACGAUUGUUGUGAUACUCGUCAAUUCGAUACACAAGAAUGACGCGCCAGACUGGAUAGGGCAGCUCUUGGUUGAGACAAUACUGGACUGUCCGGAUAAGAACGACGACAUUACACUCGCGAAGGACAGCGCCAAGGCUUACAAUGAUAUGUGCAAACAGCUGGAAGACGAGAUGACCAAGGACAAGCGCCCAUGCGAACAUAAACUUCCACUAAACCAGUACGUGGGCAGGUACUACAACAAACCCAUGAACUGGUUCAUCGAGGUCACGUUUGAUCAAGAGGCAUUGUAUUUCAGCUUCCAGGGACUAGCCGGUUAG